This is a messenger RNA of Lachancea thermotolerans CBS 6340, 384 nucleotides long. RefSeq names its product KLTH0D12562p. The transcript has a single exon. The record is from RefSeq and is a predicted model, not a curated record. The coding region runs from base 1 to 384 and encodes 127 amino acids. NCBI's taxonomy places the organism in Eukaryota, Fungi, Ascomycota, Saccharomycetes, Saccharomycetales, Saccharomycetaceae.
AUGACCCAAACCCAUGCAAAAACUCACGACGCAGAUCUCCUCCACCGCAUCCCAUAUCCACCGUCCACUAUCGCCCCGGCCCGGAAAGCCACCCGGGCAACCCGCACGCAACUAAAUGAACCCCGCGCAACGCGCCGAGCGCCGCCUGCAGCAAAACGCCCUCCGCACCAAUCGGUCUCAAUCGCGGCUUCUCCGAUCGCUUCGUGCCAAAGUGCACAUUUUUCAAAAUGUCGAAAAUGGCCCGCGACGCGACUUAGACUGUGUUUCCCAGAGCCGCUCGAAAGCGAAGCGCCGGACCUAACAGCGACAUCAAUUUCGGUGAUCCAUCAGGAACUCCCAACCUUUAUCGGGACUCAACCGGGCGCUCACAGUUCUGCCCUUUGA